UUGAAAUUUUUCGGAGGUACGGACGUAGACUGUGUCUGGGAUAACUGCGGGUUGUUUAAUACAUUACGUACUGUGGGAGUUAUAAUAUUGAUUUGAAGACGACAUGGAGAAACGAGAGAACAUUUUCCUCAAGAAGAGUUUUGUAGCCAUUACCGGAGCCAGUAGAGGACUUGGUAGAUGCAUAACCCUGCAGUGUGCGGUCAAAUUCCACCCAAAUUCCGUCUUGGUAUUGAUGGCAAGGAAUGUGGAGGCUUUGAAAAGCGUCAGGACGGAAUUGAAAGCAACGACUCCCAAUAUUACGGUAUUAGUUCGACAGUAUGAUCAAGGAAAAACCGACGAAGGAUAUUUUAAUGGAAUAUUUGAUAGUCUGCUUACUGAAAACAAACUUUCAAAGGAUGAUUUUGAACAGGUAAUGCUUGUUCAUAACUGUGCUACAAGCGGUGACAAAGAAAAGACAGCGCUUCAGUUGUGUGACGCCGACCGCGUACGGUCUUACUAUGACAUAAAUCUGUGCGGCAUGAUUCUACUCAACACGAGCUUCUUCGCAACAUUUUGUGAUCCGUCACUAUCACGAGUCGUGGUCAAUAUAACGUCACUUGCUUCUCAGCGUCCAAUGCCGCCUCUACACCUUUACUGCGCAGGAAAAGCUGCCCGUGAUAUGUUCUUCCGAGUCCUUUCUGCCGAAGAACCAUCUAUUCGGGUUCUGACAUACGCCCCAGGUCCUAUCGACACAGACAUGAUGCGAGACAUGGAAGCAAAUGUAUCCUCAACAUCAUUUCGUAAAAUGAUCAAGGGCCUACGUGAGGACGGCAAGUUGCUUACACCAAAGGAAACUGCAGCCGACCUGAUACAGGUACUGGAGGACAACACCUUUGAUAACGCUGAAUACUUGAGCAACUAUGUCUAGAAAUGCUAACCAUAUACUAACAAAUAUUUACUGUCCGUCGUCCGUCAACUUUUCGUAAAAACCGCUUCUUGUCAUGAACUAUUGAGCGCAUUUCGACCAAAUUUGGUCUGAAUCAUCUGGGGGGGGGGGGGGGGGGGUCUGGCAUCCUAGGAGCAAGAAGCGGGGCCUAUAUAUAAGAAGGAAAGGUAACACAUUUUCAAAGUCUUAAAUGUUAAGUAUUUCCCCAUAUUCAAUGCAAUUUCCAGAUGAGCGAUACAUGCCCAGAGGGCCUCUUGUUACAUCAUUAGACAAUUUUGUGCAAGGGUAAUUUGAUACCGAAUUAUUUCGAACAGUAAAAAGGCCUAUAUCCAUUAAAAUUCAUAGUAGCUUACAAUUACUAUCAAUGUAUUCAUUGUAAUGAUAUAUAAUAUGUUGUUUAUUCGGAUAAGUGUUUAAUUAUGAUUCAGGUAUAUAUCAUAUAUAUAUAAAUCUUAAGUAGUUUUAACGACAAUCUUCUUACGUGUACGCAAAAGUAAUCAAUAAAAGAAACG
This is a messenger RNA of Pecten maximus, 1437 nucleotides long. RefSeq names its product sepiapterin reductase-like. Gene Ontology annotation, biological process: tetrahydrobiopterin biosynthetic process. The coding region runs from base 104 to 907 and encodes 267 amino acids. The transcript is spliced from 3 exons. Gene Ontology annotation, molecular function: sepiapterin reductase (NADP+) activity. The record is from RefSeq and is a predicted model, not a curated record. Lineage: Eukaryota; Metazoa; Mollusca; Bivalvia; Pectinida; Pectinidae.